CUCUCCCUCCAGAUUCCAAACGUGACAACUAACGCACACAUCCGAAAGAGGCAGACCUACACGAUAUCACCAUGCGCCUCCUCGAGCUCCCUACGGCGCUGCUGGCGCUACUCGCCGCCCUCCCAGAAGCAUCUGCCACUCACACCUCGAACUGGGCAGUGUUAGUGAGCACAUCCCGCUUCUGGUUCAACUACCGCCAUCUCGCGAAUACGCUAUCUCUAUAUCGUACUGUGAAACGCCUAGGGAUACCCGAUAGCCAGAUCAUCCUCAUGUUACCCGACGACAUGGCCUGCAAUCCCCGCAACUCGUUUCCUGGCAGCGUCUUCAACGACAAGUCGCGACAACUAGACCUAUACGAUGACCAAGGUUCUCGCGACAAUAAGGCAGGAAUGGGAGGAAUAGAGGUGGACUACAGAGGGAACGAGGUCACAGUGGAGAACUUCAUUCGGCUGCUUACAGAUCGCUGGCCGGCAUCGCAUCCCACGAGUAAACGACUCAUGACCGACGACCGCUCGAAUAUCCUCAUCUACAUGACUGGACACGGCGGGAACGAGUUUCUGAAGUUUCAAGACAGCGAGGAGAUCAGCAGCUUUGAUCUUGCAGACGCGUUCGAGCAAAUGUGGGAGAAGAAGAGAUACCAUGAACUGCUCUUCAUGAUUGAUACGUGUCAGGCGAACACGAUGUAUACCGCUUUCUACACGCCGAAUAUAAUUGCGACAGGGAGCAGUGAGAAAGAUCAGAGCAGCUACAGUCAUCAUGCGGAUCAGGAUGUGGGCGUGGCAGUAAUUGACAGGUGGACAUAUUACAAUUUGGAGUUCUUGGAGACGCGAUUAAACAGCACGAGUGCGGAUGUGAGGCUUGGAGAACUUUUCGACUACUAUACAUUCGAUCGAGUGCACAGCGACGCGGGUGUGAGAUACGACCUAUUUCCUGGAGGAGAGGAGGCUGUGAGAAAUAAACGCAUAUUGGACUUCUUCGGCAGCGUGCAAGGUGUAGAGACGAGUGGCAUGAAUGAAGCGAAGGCAGAUGAUUGGAAGAGAGACCUGGAAGCACUGCAAAAGAUCAUGGAGAGACAACGUGAGGAAGAUCUGAACUACAGCAAGACGGAACAGGGCAGCGAGGCUACUGUGCAGGCCGCCGCGGACAAAGCUCAAGAACCGGUUGCGCUCAACAUGGCGCAAGCUGGUGAAGGAUGGGCCAAGAAGGCCGUAGGACUUGCAUCUUUGCUGCUGGUGGGUGGUGCAUGGUUGGCUGCCAAUGUUCUGACAAAGAGCUGAAGUCCAUAUGUCUUAUUCGGAGUUUUGGCGUGUGCGAGGUAGAUACCCAUGA
This is a messenger RNA of Cercospora beticola, 1329 nucleotides long. It is a transcript of the gene GPI8, whose product is annotated as GPI-anchor transamidase. Gene Ontology annotation, cellular component: GPI-anchor transamidase complex. NCBI's taxonomy places the organism in Eukaryota, Fungi, Ascomycota, Dothideomycetes, Mycosphaerellales, Mycosphaerellaceae. Gene Ontology annotation, biological process: attachment of GPI anchor to protein; proteolysis. The record is from RefSeq and is a predicted model, not a curated record. Gene Ontology annotation, molecular function: GPI-anchor transamidase activity.